Molecule: messenger RNA, 3960 nt
Organism: Sodiomyces alkalinus F11
Lineage: Eukaryota; Fungi; Ascomycota; Sordariomycetes; Glomerellales; Plectosphaerellaceae
Exons: 2
Coding region: 440-3487 (1015 amino acids)
Biological process (GO): monoatomic cation transport; transmembrane transport; intracellular calcium ion homeostasis
Cellular component (GO): membrane
Molecular function (GO): monoatomic cation transmembrane transporter activity
Source: RefSeq, a predicted model, not a curated record
CGUUACACCUCAGCUUGAAAUAAGCCCAUGAGCCUACCUAUGAACCCAUCAAUCCUUUCUACUCUAAUUAUUUUAUGAACAUCUGUUCUGUCGUCUCUCUCUCUCUCUCACUCUCACUCACUCCUAAUUCGCAUUCGCAUUCGCAUCCGCAUUCGCAUCCUUAUUUCCGACUUGCUCCCAACACUACCGUCCGCGAAUCCAAUUCCUCUCCCUCAUCGCCUGUCCCCCAUCUCUCGCUUCUCACGUUACCUAGGGUGUUUUUAUACCUACCUAUGGACACUGUCUGCAUUCAUUCUAGGCACCACAGCUCAUAUUGAGACCAUCUACGAGCCCAGCACAUAUCCGUGUGCCUCCUAUACAGGCAACAGACGUGCGUGUGGGUGUUCAACAGGCGACAAACAUCAUGCCGGCAGCCAGCGACCGACUUUGACGUCAGAGAAUGACCGCCUCCAAAAUUCGAGGAGCCAAGCCAAGCUUGCGGGCGUUCUACGCUACCGCCUUCAUCAUCAGCUCUCUCGCAGCCUACUCCUUUAUCGCGCCGCUCUUCUCGCAAGCGCGACUAGACCUCGACUCCCCGUUGCUCGUCUCGAGAAGCGCCCGACCUAAGGACUGCCACGAUGUCCGCGACGCGCUGGAUCAAUGCGCCUUCGUCAAGGCCUACUGCGGUGAUGACGAGGCCGGUCUCCUCUCCUACCUCACGCCCUACUAUUGCGGCUUUUCGCACCUGCGCGGCAUCGCCUUCAUCCUCCUCGUCUGCUGGCUGGGCCUUCUCUUCACCACCAUCGGCAUCGCCGCGAGCGACUUCUUCAGCGUCAACCUGAGCACCAUCGCCAGCAUCCUCGGCCUGAGCGAGAGCUUAGCCGGCGUCACCUUUCUAGCUUUCGGCAAUGGGUCCCCGGACGUUUUCAGCACAUUUGCCGCCAUGGGCUCCAACAGCGCCAGCAUGGCCGUGGGAGAGCUCAUAGGCGCGGCGAGCUUCAUUACCGCCGUGGUGGCUGGGUCGAUGGCCGUGGUCCGCGAAUUCAAGGUCGGCAGGAGGACCUACAUUCGGGACCUGUGCUUCUUCAUCGUCUCCGUUGUCUUCACCAUGAUUUUCUUGGCCGAUGGGUACCUGCACCUCUGGGAGUGCAUGGCCAUGAUCGGCUACUACGUCUUUUACGUCGUCUGCGUGGUGGGAUGGCACUGGUUCUCCACGCGCCAGAGGCGGAGGCGCGUCCGCGACGCCGCCGCCAGGAGCCAUGUCUACGGCGCGGUCGGCCACCCCAAUGACGAGCUCGCCCCGGUGCCCUAUCGAGAUGAGCCGGGCGACGACGAGGCCGGUCCUGUCGGCGGGGGGAGCAGGGCCGACGAAGCGGACAUCGGCCUGUUGGAAGCCGGUCCUCGUAUCGAGAUCGACGGCCAUGAGAUCAGCGCUGGCGACGGUUCCCCGGAAGAAGACGAACAUCUCGGGACCAAAGUGGCUGCCGAGAUGACCAGCAGCAUGCGCGUUCUCCGUCCGCGAGGGAGACGAAGCACAACCAUCACUCCCAUCCGGCCCAGUCUCGUAGGCGCUUUGGAAUUCCGUUCCGCCUUGGCACAGUUGCAAAGGGAAAGCAACUUGAGGCUGAGACCCGUGUACGGCCAUAGGGCAUACUCGGAUUAUCAUGUUGAAGGCAAUCGCAACAACCGUACCACGGGAGGAGCAGGGGCGUCAGCAAGGCACGAACAUCCCGCCGCCCACGCCCAUCUCGGACACGGUGAGGCUACGGGAAGGAACGGAAGGAACGGAAGGAACCGGGCCCUGUCGGCAAACGACGUGCCUCCCUCCUUCCGCUUCCUGCCAUUGCCUGCCAUCGAGAGCGACGCCGACGCCGGGCCUAGCGGUACAUCUGCGUCUACUUCGCCGCCGCAGGGACCCAGCCCAGGCAGGACGCGCAGUCCGUCCCCAAGUUACCAGAUUGGAGGGAACCUAGCGCCGCCCCCCGUCGAUCCGAGCGUCCCGCGGGUCGACGCAGCAGCGGUUUCACAGCGUCAUACCCCGCGUCUUGUGAUACCCGAGUUCGGCGCUGCUGCUUCGGACAGCGGCCGUUCUUCGCCCAUGUCCCCUUUCCCUGCGUUCCAAUACACGGACUCCCCCUUGCUGCUCACUCCGCUGCCGCAAGAGCAGCAUGCCGACUCUUUCCCGCAGCCUACGGCUUCCAGGUUCGAGGCUUCCCUGCCGCCGCCUCUGCCAGUAUCCGAACCUAGACCUGUCAAAUGGUGGCCGCACUCCGUCCUCCCCCCGCCGCACGUUCUACAGACCAUCCUGUUCCCCACGCUCCAAGGGUGGAGGGAAAAGACGGUGUGGGACAAGUUGGUGAGUGCCAUAUCGGUCCCGAGUAUUCUACUCCUCGUCAUCACUCUCCCGGUCGUCGAAACGGAAUCCGACGAUUACCUCGACGGAGACUCGCCGCAUCCGUCUCCUCUCCUCUCCGAUAUCCGUCCCCAGCCGGUCUCUGUACGACCACACGCCGCCAUCGCGCCGGAGACCGAAUGGCAACGCUACAGACGACACAGCACGCGGGAGCGAUCGAGAUCGCCCACCAGCGGCUCGUUCCAUCGCACGUCGCCCGUACUCAUCGCCCUGGAGCCUCCAGGCGACGACGACGUCACCGGCGCUGGCACUGGCCUCAGCCAGGGUGUCGAGGCGGGAACGGCGGGAACGGCGGGAACGGCCGCGUCGGAGAGCGACGCCGCUUUCGAGGCCGAGGAGGAGUCGGCCGGGUGGAACCGGUGGCUGGUGGCGCUCCAGCUCUUCACGGGGCCCCAGUUCGCCAUGCUGGUCCUCUGGGCGAACAUGCGGGAGGACCUAGAGCAGCCCGGCAAGACCCUGCUGCGGAUGUUCCUUUACACGUCGUUGGCCUCCCUCGUCCUCCUGGUCUUCCUCCUCCUCACGACGAGCCCCAACCGGCGGCCCAGGCAUCACUUCGUCCUCUGCUUCCUGGGGUUCGUUAUCAGUGUUGCCUGGAUUUCGACCAUCGCGGGCGAAGUGGUUGGGGUGCUCAAGGCGUUUGGCGUCAUCUUGGGGAUUUCGGAGGCGUUGCUCGGUCUCACCAUCUUUGCGGCGGGUAACAGCGUUGGCGACUUGGUUGCAGACAUGACCGUUGCCCGUCUGGGGUACCCAGUCAUGGCGCUCUCGGCAUGUUUUGGCGGCCCCAUGCUCAACAUCCUCCUUGGCAUCGGCAUCGGAGGAGUCUGGAUGAUGAUGAAGGCCGCCGAUCACUGGAAGAAGAAACACCCGGACAAACCGGUCAAGUACAAGCCGUACCAGAUCCAGAUCGACGGCACCCUCAUGAUCUCGGCGGUCACCCUCCUCGUCACCCUCCUCCUGCUUCUCGUGGUGGUGCCGAUGAACAAGUGGAUGCUCUCGCGCAAGAUCGGGUACAGCCUGAUCGCGCUCUGGGCCGUGGGCACUGUGGUGAAUAUCGCGGUUGAGGUGACGGGGGUGUGGACGGAUGUGACCUCCUGAUGGCUUUCCCUUUGGGAUGAUUACCAUACCGGACUUUUCCCCCCUCGUUGUCUGGGGCAAGGCUGAGCCGUGUUAUGAUAGGAAUGCCGUUUAUGGCGUUGCAUAGCGUGCGUUGAGAAUUCAAAAGUCGGGCUUUUUGGCUUGUUCUGUUUGUCCUAUCAGUCAGUUUUAGUCCUGUAAGUGCCGCGUAGUGCUGCUUAACAGGCUAUGACAAGUAAGCGGAGACUGCGGAGUGCCCCUCCAACCCCUGAGAGUGUCGGUGAGGGGCAAUGAGGGGUCAGCAAUACGAGGGGAUUGGGUGUCUUUCUCUCGUCCGAGGAACGGGGUGCCUCGAAACAGCAACUCCGCCAGUUUAGGUGGGCUAAGGGUGAAACGGGUGAUCGACCAGUCCGUUAAGGUAGUGAUAGGUACCUUUGGGGAAGCUACCGCUAAAAGGCCCCCGGAGACAGGCCAGGAACAGGACAUUUCAGAGC